AUGGCUACAGACUUUUCGAAGAACGUGGAGGAGAGGCCCGAGCCUUUUCAGGCAGAAGUGAAAGGAAGUAUCCCCAGUUGGCUGCAAGGCACACUCUUGCGCAAUGGCCCUGGUAUUUUUUCUGUGGGGGAGAGCAGCUACGACCACUGGUUUGAUGGGAUGGCACUCAUGCACAGCUUCGCCUUUAACAACGGUGAAGUGAUCUACAGAAGCAGAUACCUUAGAAGUGAUACCUACAAAGCAAACAUGGCUGCAAACAGAAUUGUUGUGUCUGAAAUGGGAACAAUGGCCUAUCCAGACCCAAGCAAGAACUUCAUUGUCAAAGCAAUUACCUUUCUCAACCACACGGUGCCCGACUUCACUGACAACGGUGCAAGCAAUUUCAUUAAAUAUGGGAAUGAUUAUUAUGCCACCUCUGAAACCAACUACAUCCGCAAGAUUGAUCCUGUGACCCUGGAAACCCAAGAUAAGGUGGACUACAUGAAGUUCCUGCCUGUAAACCUGGCCUGUUCCCAUCCACACUAUGACAAAGAGGGCAACGCUUACAACAUUGGGACUUCAAUAGCAGAGAAGGGAAAGACAAAAUACACGCUGUUCAAAGUCCCUGCUGCCUCAGAGAAAGACAAAGGCAAGAAUGUCCCUGCACUGAAGAAUGUGGAAGUGAUCAGCACGGUUCCCUGCCGCUCCCUCCUUACGCCCAGUUACUACCACAGCUUCGGCAUGACGGACAACUACUUGAUCUUCAUUGAGCAGCCUUUCAAACUGGACAUCCUCAAGAUGGCUACUGCAUACAUGAGGGGAGUCAACUGGGCAAGCUGCCUGAAGUUCUGCCCUGAGGAAAAUACUCUGAUCCACCUGAUAGACAGAAAGACCGGCAAAGAGGUAGAGACUAAGUACUACACUGGAGCAAUGAUCGUCUACCAUCACGUAAACGCUUACGAGGACAACGGUCAUGUCAUCUUCGAUAUCAUCGCCUACAGUGACUGCAGCCUUUAUGACAUGUUCUACCUCAGUAAGCUGAAGCAAAAUGCCGAAUUCCACGAUGAUUCCUACUCAAAACCAGGCUAUCAGAGAUUUGCGCUUCCUAUCCAGUCAGACAAGAGCGCUGCGGUUGGAGAGGAUCUGGUGAAACUCAAAUACACAACAGCCAGUGCUGUGAAGGAAAAAGAAGGCAAACUAAUGUGUCAGGCAGAGGUGCUUUGUCAAGGUUUUGAAUUACCCAGGAUUAAUUAUGACAUCAAUGGCAAGAAGCACCGGUUCGUCUACGGAAACUGUGUUGAGGAAUCUGCACUUUCAAAACAGAUUGCAAAGUUUGACACAGAAACCAAGGAAAUGGUUUACUGGGGUGAAGACAACUGCUGGCCAUCAGAACCAGUAUUCAUCCCCAGACCCAAUGGAGAAUCAGAGGAUGAUGGUGUGGUCUUAACAUCAGUUAUCAACACCAAUCCAGGCCAGACUGGUUUCAUUCUGGUUCUUGAUGGCAAAACAUUCAAGGAGGCAGGCCGCGCAUACGUGAACACUCCACUCCACAAAGAUAUGCAUGGAUUUUUUAUCCCACAAGGAAAUUAGUACGGGUAUGUAAAUGCCUUUGACCAACUUCCAAAACUAGAUCAGUGUCAAAAAUAUGGGACACAGGAAUAUGUGU
This is a messenger RNA of Scomber japonicus (chub mackerel), 1645 nucleotides long. RefSeq names its product beta-carotene oxygenase 1 (gene bco1). The coding region runs from base 1 to 1569 and encodes 522 amino acids. Gene Ontology annotation, molecular function: carotenoid dioxygenase activity; beta-carotene 15,15'-dioxygenase activity. Gene Ontology annotation, biological process: retinal metabolic process; carotene catabolic process. The record is from RefSeq and is a predicted model, not a curated record. NCBI's taxonomy places the organism in Eukaryota, Metazoa, Chordata, Actinopteri, Scombriformes, Scombridae. The transcript has 11 exons.